Messenger RNA from Paramecium pentaurelia, 1095 nucleotides. NCBI's taxonomy places the organism in Eukaryota, Ciliophora, Oligohymenophorea, Peniculida, Parameciidae. The record is from the annotation of a GenBank genome assembly.
AAUGGAUUAAAAAUUAUAAGAAGAAGAAGAAGAAGAACUUGAUGAGAAACAAUUACUAGAAAAAUAAAGAUAUUAGAAAAUAUAAAAAGAAAUCUAAGAAUCAUAGGAUAGAUCAAAUGAAACAUUAUAAAAAAUGAAACUUACAUUCUAAACAAUUAAUGAUGUCUAAGAGCAGGCAAGAUCAACUGUUGAUAAUAUUGACAACUUUUAAAAAACUUUUAGCAUCACAAUGGAUUAAUUACUUGAAAACAUAGGCAAAUCCUUAAUUUCAAAUAGUAUAAGUUCAAGUGAACAUAAUCCAAAAACUGCUAUAGAAUUAACUAUAAAUGAAGCAAAAUAAUUAAUCACUAAAAACACUGUUAUUUUAUGUGGUUCAGGUCUCAGCAAAGCAAGUGACAUUCCUACUUCAAAAGAAUAGAAUGGAGUAUGGCUAUAUGGAGAUUGCAAUUACCAAUUAUCUAAAUUGAAAACUAGAGAUUUCUUAUUAGAUUAAACUGAAAUAUAUUGGGAAUGGCAUAAAUAAUUUAAAUAAUAAACAUAGGAUAAAAUACCAAAUGCUGGUCAUAUUGCUAUAAAGAAUUUUAAAGAAAAAAAUAAAGAUGCUUUGAUUGUUAAUUUAAGUAUUGAUAAUUUGUUAGUUUCUUUGUUUGAAUCUGAAUAGAUUAAAUAUGGAUAUAACAAAUAGGUUUAUGAAAUUAAUGGUAAUAUCAAAUAUAUGAGAUGUUUGUAUGAAUGUACAUUUCAAGAAGCAGAAUUAAUGACUGUUUAUGAUAUUCCAGAUCUAUUAUAAUAAGAGAUUCCAAAAUGUCCUAUAUGUGGAGCAAAAGGAAGACCUCAUUUAUUAUUACUUGAUGAAGAGAUUUUAGAUGAAAAUUGUAGGAUAACAGAAAUAUAAGAGUUAUAUUAAAGGUAUGAUACUAUUAUUGUAAUUGGUACAACUUUAUAAACUCAUUUCGCUAAAACUUUGGUUUGUGAAUUUAUCAAAAAGAAAGCUACAAUAAUUGAAAUAAAUCCAGAACCUGUUAUUGAAGUUGGAAAUACAUUUUGGUUAAUAGGAAAAUCAGAAGAUAUUCUACCUGAAUUAUUAGAUUGAAG